Molecule: messenger RNA, 5034 nt
Organism: Manis pentadactyla (Chinese pangolin)
Lineage: Eukaryota; Metazoa; Chordata; Mammalia; Pholidota; Manidae
Gene: WNK4
Product: WNK lysine deficient protein kinase 4
Exons: 19
Coding region: 948-4667 (1239 amino acids)
Biological process (GO): negative regulation of sodium ion transport; monoatomic ion homeostasis; intracellular signal transduction
Cellular component (GO): cytosol; cytoplasm
Molecular function (GO): chloride channel inhibitor activity; protein serine/threonine kinase activity; ATP binding
Source: RefSeq, a predicted model, not a curated record
GCCUUGAGUCCUGGCAGACUCCAGUGAGUCUGUGGCUUUACAUCUGGUGGGCUGUGUGGGGGAGUGCGGAUGGAAUGGCUACCCCUUCCCUCACCAUCUCCCCCCAUGAAAGUCCUGAACUACUCUGAAGCCCCUCCCUCCAUCUAUCUGGUCUGGUGGGGUAGUUGAGGCCAAGGGGAGCUGAGGCAGCGUAAACUAGAUACGGACUUUGCUUUAUAGGAAACGACUAACAGAGGGGGGAUGAAGCAGAGCCCACAUAGCAAGAAACAGCCACUCUGGCCAGGGCCAGGCUGUGGCCAAGGUAGGGAGGUGAAGAGGUUGGGUGACCGGGUCCUUGGUUCGAGGGAGGGGCUUGUCCUGGGGUGUACACACCCAUCCUUGUGCUACCAAGAGGGACGACAGCGUCUUAGAAAACCAGACCUUUCCAUUGACCUCUGUAUUGUCUGCCUGGGGCCACUCCGGACGAUUACGAGCAGUGGCGGCUACCUUAUCUGGGGCCUGCAGGCGGGUGGUAGCUGCCCCUAACCACCCGCCGUUCUGAGGCCCGGGAGCCGCGGUCACGCUUCCUCUCCCUGACCCAGCAUCACGUCGUGUCCCCGCGCCCUGCGCAUAAACAGGUUUGCACACUCUUAGUGCGGGAGGACACGUAGACUGCCGCCUUGCACCGGGUCUUGCCUCGGAAUAAGGCUGAGGGCGGGGGCGUGGAAGGGUGAGGGAGAGGAGGGCAAGCAACCGGGGACAGGGUGAGGUGAGGGGCAGUGCCUGCGGAGCCGCGCCGUUCGUGGCUCCGAGGGGGCGGCCCUGGGGAGGGGCGUGGCCGGGGGCGUGGCCGCGGAGCAGGAGAGCGGCGACUGGGGCCCCAGCAGCUCGGCAAGAGCGCUGCGCACCCUGUCAGGCCGCCGCCUCUCCCGCAGCCCGGCCGACCCACCCUGCCGGGGCCCUUCCUCAUGCUGACAGGCCCAGCCCCAGAAACCACGGCCCCCAUGUCCCAGGUGGAGGCCGACCUGGCCCUGCGGCCGCCGAAGCCUCUCGCUGCGGCGGGGCCGCCCCGCCUCGGGCCACCUCCUCGCCGGGCGCGCCGCUUCUCCGGGAAGGCUGAGCCCCGGCAGCGCUCCUCCCGUCUCAGCCGCCGCAGCUCCGUCGACUUGGGGCUGCUGAGCUCUUGGUCCCAGCCAGCUUCACCCGUUCCGGAGCCCCCUGAUCCUCCGGAUUCUGCUGGUCCCGGCCCCGAGAGGAGCCCACCGCCUAGCGCUGAAGAGACCCCCGAGGGCACGCGGACCGGGGAAACCCCGGUGAAGCCUGCAGACUCCACGCAUCGGGAGCUCGCGGGCUCUGCAGGAGGCCCGGGGGCCCGGGAACCGCCAAGGACCCCUGAAGCCGCUGCCCGGGAUCGGCGGCGGGAACAGGAGGAGAAGGAGGACACGGAGACCCAGGCAGUGGCAACGUCCCCCGACGGCCGAUACCUCAAGUUUGACAUCGAAAUUGGACGUGGCUCGUUCAAGACGGUGUAUCGAGGGCUGGACACCGACACCACGGUGGAGGUGGCCUGGUGUGAGCUGCAGACUCGGAAACUGUCUCGAGCUGAGCGGCAGCGAUUCUCUGAAGAGGUGGAGAUGCUCAAAGGGCUGCAGCACCCCAACAUUGUCCGCUUCUAUGACUCAUGGAAGUCAGUGUUGAGGGGUCAGGUUUGCAUUGUGCUGGUCACGGAACUCAUGACCUCCGGCACUCUGAAGACAUACCUGAGGCGGUUCCGAGAGAUGAAGCCGCGAGUCCUUCAGCGCUGGAGCCGCCAAAUCCUUCGGGGGCUGCACUUCCUACACUCCCGAGUACCUCCCAUCCUACACCGAGAUCUUAAGUGUGACAACGUCUUUAUCACUGGCCCUACGGGCUCGGUCAAGAUUGGGGACCUGGGCCUGGCCACGCUCAAGCGCGCCUCGUUUGCCAAAAGUGUCAUUGGUACUCCAGAGUUCAUGGCCCCUGAGAUGUACGAGGAAAAGUACGACGAGGCUGUGGACGUGUAUGCGUUUGGCAUGUGCAUGUUGGAGAUGGCUACCUCAGAGUACCCUUACUCGGAGUGCCAGAAUGCUGCACAAAUCUACCGCAAGGUCACUUCGGGCACUAAGCCUAACAGCUUUAACAAGGUGAAGAUGCCUGAGGUGAAAGAGAUCAUUGAAGGCUGCAUCCGCACGGAUAAGAACGAGAGAUUCACUAUUCAGGACCUUCUGGCUCACGCCUUCUUCCGUGAGGAGCGCGGUGUGCACGUGGAGCUGGCAGAGGAGGACGACGGUGAAAAACCAGGCCUCAAGCUCUGGCUGCGCAUGGAGGACGCGCGGCGGGGGGGACGCCCACGGGACAACCAGGCCAUUGAGUUCCUCUUCCAACUCGGCCGGGAUGCAGCCGAGGAGGUGGCUCAGGAGAUGGUGGCCCUGGGUUUAGUUUGUGAAGCUGAUUACCAGCCAGUGGCCCGAGCAGUGCGUGAACGGGUUGCUGCCAUCCAGCGAAAGCGUGAGAAGCUGCGCAAAGCUAGGGAGUUGGAGACCCUCCCCCCAGCACCAGGACCCUCACCAGCAGCUGUCCCCAUGACUCCUGGUCCUCCCAGUAUCUUCCCCACUGAGCCUGAGGAGCCAGAGGCAGACCAGCACCAGCCCUUCCUCUUCUGCCAUGCCAGCUAUUCAUCUACCACCUCGGACUGCGAGACUGAUGGCUACCUCAGCUCCUCUGGCUUCCUGGAUACCUCAGACCCUGCCCUUCAACCCCCUAGGGGGGUGCCAUCCAGCCCCGCUGAGCCCCAUCUCUGCCUGCCCUCGGCUUUUGCCCUAUCCAUUCCACGUUCUGGCCCUGGCAGUGACUUUUCCCCUGGAGACAGCUAUGCCUCAGAUGCAGCUUCAGGCUUUAGCGACAUGGGAGAAGGGAUGGGACAGAUGAGGAGACCCCCCAGCAGAAAUCUCCGGCGCAGACCCCGAUCCCGGCUGCGGGUCACUAGUGUCUCAGACCAGAAUGACAGAGUGGUUGAGUGCCAGCUACAGACGCACAACAGCAAGAUGGUGACCUUCCGAUUUGAUCUGGAUGGGGACAGCCCGGAAGAGAUUGCAGCUGCCAUGGUAUAUAAUGAAUUCAUUCUGCCCUCGGAGCGAACCGGAUUCCUGAGCAGGAUUCGUGAGAUUAUCCAGCGAGUGGAGACCCUAUUGAAGAGAGAUACCGGUCCUGUGGAGGCUGCUGAAGACCAUCUGGACCCUCAGGAGGAGCCAGUGCCAUUGCCUGUCCUCUCGGGCCCCCUCCCAGACCCAUCCAGUGCAGAACUCCAGAGCAGCACCUCCCUGGAGCAGAGGAGCUGGGAAGCCUUCUCUACUUCCCCAUCCUCUCCUGGAACCCCCAUGUCUCCUGGAAACCCAUUUUCCCCUGGAACUCCUGUUUUCCCAAGCCCUGUCUUCCCCCCCAUUGCUUCUCCCCAAUGUCAUCCCAGCCCCUCCACAUCCUCCCAAGUCUCCUUAAAUAUCUCUCCACACCCCCGCAGCUCUCCGCUUCCUUUCUCCCCCAGUGCAGCCCAGUUUCCAGUCCCAUCCUCUCAGUCUCCACCAAGUUCUUUCAUCCCCAGUUCUCCACCAUCCUCCUCUCCCAGUUGUCCCCAGGGCGCUCUUACUCCUCCUCCAUUUCCCUUGUGCUCCUCUACUUCUCCCCUCCCCUCCACUCCAGCAGCCCCUCUCCUCUCUUUAGCCAGUGCCUUCUCACUGGCUGUGAUGACUGUGGCCCAGUCUUUGCUGUCGCCCUCACCUGGGCUCCUUUCCCAGUCUCCUCCAGCCCCACCUGGUCCCCUGCCUGGCCUGCCCUCUCCCCUACCCCUUACUCCUUCUGUCCAGGAGAGGCCUUCACCUCUAACAGCUGAGAUGGAGAGUGAGGCCUUGCCAAAUCCUGCUCUGCCACUCCUGGGUGAAGCCAGAUUAGCACCCAUCUCUGAAGAGGGAAAGCCCCAGCUUGUUGGGCGUUUCCAAGUGACUUCAUCCAAGGAACAAGCUGAGCCUCUUCCCCUGCAACCAGCAUCCGCAGUUCUCUCCAGUUCCCUGAAGCCAGCAACUCCUCAGCUGACCUCGGAGAGUUCGGACACAGAGGACAAUACUGGAGGCGGGCCAGAAGCCAGGGAGGCUCUGGCUGAGAGCGACCGUGCACCCGAGGGCCUGGGGACUGGAGUAGAAGAGGAAGGGGACGAUGGAAAGGAACCCCGAAUGGGGGGCAGCCCCCCACCCUUGAGCCAUCCCAGCCCUGUGUGGAUGAACUACUCGUACAGCAGCUUGUGUCUGAGCAGUGAGGAAUCAGAGAGCAGUGGGGAAGAUGAGGAAUUCUGGGCUGAGCUGCAGAGUCUUCGACAGAAGCACUUGUCAGAGGUGGAGGCACUACAGACUCUACAGAAGAAGGAAAUUGAGGACUUGUACACCCGACUUGGGAAGCAGCCCCCGCCGGGUAUUGUGGCCCCUGCUGCUAUGCUGUCCAGCCGCCAGCGCCGCCUCUCCAAAGGCAGCUUCCCCACCUCCCGCCACAACAGCCUGCAGCGCUCUGAGCUUCAGGGCCCUGGCAUCAUGCGAAGGAACUCCCUGAGUGGCAGCAGCACCGGCUCCCAGGAGCAGCGGGCAAGCAAGGGGGUGACAUUCGCCGGGGAUGUUGGCAGGAUGUGAAUUCAGAAGCCAUGUGUCUCCCCCACACCAGGACCCACCAUGGAACUUGUUGUGCUCUCAGAAUCUGCUGACCAACACAACUCCACAAGGAAGACCCCAGCACUGAAGGAGUAGGCCAGAGGGGCAUGGAGGGUGUGGCUCCAUUAUAGGGAAAAGCCAAACAUGUGGAAACUAUUUACUGUGUGUAGAAGGUAUUAGUUCUGCAGCCUGCCGUCCUUAUUCCUGCCACCUCCCCAGCCAAGGGUCAACCACUAAGCAAUCCCACCCAAGCUGAUAUUUCUAGAGUGCAAACCCCCAGCUGAGGAUGUGGAGGGGAUGUACUCACACCAGAAUUAGUGGCAGCCAAUAAAAAUGCUGGAAACUAGGA